Messenger RNA from Dendrobium catenatum, 1056 nucleotides. RefSeq lists its product as uncharacterized. NCBI's taxonomy places the organism in Eukaryota, Viridiplantae, Streptophyta, Magnoliopsida, Asparagales, Orchidaceae. The transcript has a single exon. The record is from RefSeq and is a predicted model, not a curated record. Bases 115 to 939 code for a protein of 274 amino acids.
UCCUCUUUAUAUGUGCCGCUCAGUCUCUUAUUCCUCUUAUUGCUUCUUCAACGUGAUAAACGAUUUCAGAGAGAGAGAGAGAAAGAAUCCUAGUGAGAGGACGACUUAGGAAGAAUGGAGGAGCCAAGGCUCGGCUUCGUGGAAUUCGGCGACGCCGCUGAGCUCUUGGAGACUGCACCGACGGAGAUCGUCAGCGAGGAGGAAGAAGAUUUCGAGUUCGCCUUUUCCAUCAAGUCCGAUCCGGGCAGCUGGCCGGAUACCACAGCGGACGAGAUCUUCUACAACGGUCGGAUCCUCCCCGCCUAUCCGCUCUUUAAUCGCGACCUCAUUGGCGAAAACGCAGACCCUACGGAGGAGGAGAACUUGGAGGAGAGUGUCGACCAAUUUAUUCUGGAAUACGAGAACCGUGAUACGCCGCGGUCGGGAUCCGAGUCUUCGUCUUCGUCAAUCGUGUCAGUGGCGAAGGGUAUGGAUCAGCGGCUCCGGUGGGCCGCUCCGGCAAGCUCUGCUCCGCAGUCUCCGGAUCAUUGUCGUAAGAGUAGCUCUACCGGUUCGUCAGCCUCAGCGUCGGCAUCGCGGAGGUGGAAGCUUCGGGAUCUUGUAGUUGGCCGGAGUCGGAGCGAUGGGAAGGAGAGGUUUGUUGUUAUUCCGCUGCCGGAUGGCAAGGAGAAAGAAAAGGAGAAGAAAACCCUUCGAAACUUGAACUCUUUUGCUAAAUCGGUACCGGCAGAGGCUGAGAAGAAGGAGAAGAGCGGGAAGGGAAAAGGCCAGACUACGAAAGAAAUGGAUAUCGUCACCGCUCACCGAAUCUACUACGGCAAAGUUGGCUCCGGCGGUGGACAGCCUCCUGCGGCGGGCAGCUACCGUCGGAGCUUUCUACCGUACCGGCAAGAACUGCUCGGCGGAAUAUUUGGGAAUGCCAAACAUCACCCCUUCUAAGAUCGAUUUUAAUUUUGAUUUGUGAAUUCAAUUUUUUAAAUAUUUAUUAUUUGUACAUCUGCUUCUGUCAGGGAAGACUUUGUGCUGCGCUUUAAUGUUUAUUGUAUACUUUGUAUA